Molecule: messenger RNA, 1866 nt
Organism: Sesamum indicum (sesame)
Lineage: Eukaryota; Viridiplantae; Streptophyta; Magnoliopsida; Lamiales; Pedaliaceae
Product: G2/mitotic-specific cyclin S13-6-like
Source: RefSeq, a predicted model, not a curated record
UUUCUGACAAGAACGAACAGAAAAGGUAGAGAAAAAGAUAAUCUUGGAGAGAGAAAGAGGGAAUUCUAGAGAGAGAGAAGGGAGGCGCUGUUUGUGAAUUGUGGCGAUUGAAAACCCAUAAGAAAGGUGAAGCGAACAGCGGUGAUCUCUUGGUGUUUCUAUCGUCUUUCUUGGAGGGGUUCCCGAAAUCAACAUCAAGAAUGAGGGUUGGAGAAAAAAGAGGAAUCAGGUUAUGUGAUGGCUUCUAGAGCUGUAGUUCCGGAGCAAGAUAGAGUUGGAGGAGGGAAGCAAAAGAACGGUCGUGCCGAAGGCAGAAAUCGGCGAGUUCCCGGAGAUUUUGGAAACUUCGUAACUGAAUCAACUGUUGAGUGGAAGCCUCAAAAUCAGAUCGCCCGCCCCAUAACAAGGAGUUUUGGCGCACAAUUGCUAGCAAAUGCACAAGCUGCAAAGAGAAAAACAACAGCAAGAAGCUACUGGCAGAAAUUGUUGAUGAUUUGGCCGGAAAAGAUAGUGCUGUGAAACCAGCCGUACCUCAUAAGAAGGAAUCCUUGAAGCUGAAGGAGGCUAACUAAAAUUACUUGGCUUUCCUCAACACAUUAAAGAAAGGUAGAUUUCGAUUUGCUGACCUAAAAAUAAAACGGUUGGGAGAUGCGAUCUUACCCGUUAGUUUUUGGACCUCCUUGAUUGUUGUCGGCGAUUUUAGCUUCAUGAUAGCCUCUAUCUUUUCAGGGUUCGCCUCUAUCCCUCGUUUUCUAACCAUGUAGCCUAAUAAUUUUCCGCCACCUACUCCAAACAUGCACUUAGACGGGUUCAACUUCAUCCCAUUGGUCCUCCUUAUAGCGAACGCUUGUUUCAGGUGCAUCAAAUGAUCAUUGGAUCUCAAACUCUUUACGAGCAUGUCGUCCACAUAGUCCUCCAUUGACUUUCCAAUCUGCUCUCUGAACAUCCUAUUCACCAAUCUGAAAGUUCUUCUUAUAGGGGUUCUUGUAUCUGUUCGUCUAGAUCCUUGGGAUGAAGUCUUUGUUGGUCCUAAUCUCUGUCCAGAUUUGUAUGUGCUGACUUUGGUCUUGGACCAACAUGACCUCCGCUGGGAAAACGUUCUUCUGGAACUCCUGGGUGGGAGUUACUAUUUUGCUUCUUCCUCUUCCUUGACUCACAUGAUUCUCCUAUAAUAGUCGGAAAAUAGAGGAGUUCGUUUGAUUUUACCUCUCAGUCUUUUCAUUUUCUUUUGGAUGGAUGCUUGAUAACACCAAAUCAUUCAAAUUGUCUUCAAGAAAAGACAUUUUUUGCACCAUUGAAUCUAGCUGUCCUUCAGGUACUUUGUAUGAUUGGAUCAACAUUUCCCUCCAUGGACUGCAUAUGUUUGUGAAGAACAUUGGAGCUGCUACUUCUGUUGCUACUCCACUCUGGAAGAAAUAUUUGCGAAACCAAUAAAUAUAUACAUCUACUGCGCAAAUACUUCUUAGUUCAAGGCUGAUGACAACCUGUCCAUAUUCUCUAGCCUUUUCUGUUCUACUUCCUUCGAAGUAUCCAUCUCCGAUGAAGUGUAUUUUGAUAAGUCUUCAUAGUCGGUUUGCAUUCGUGCCUUUCGAAUCUCUGGCAAGGAUCUCAACUACACAAGCUUUAUGAAGUUUUCCUUAUCAAACUCCAGGGUAGUUGCUGCUAUCUUGAUGGCGGCAACCCAUUCGUCUAUCAAUUUCUCGCUAUUUCGAAAACCUGAGGUUUAGUAUAGUGUCAUAUGUAGGAAUUUACCCGUUCUGUUUCUCUUGACUGGGAUUCUACCAUAGACUUCAGUGGAGUGUAGACGCCUCACUGCAUUUCCUGGUAGCACUUGUCGAACUUUAAAAUUUCUCAGCCAUUCUUUUU